AUGGGCAGCUUCGUGAGGCGUAAUGAAGGAGCUGACAGGUAUCUCAUGAACCAGCAGAUGGCAGUGCCCGGUACUUAUAGUCAUCCAGAUGGCCAUGAGUUCGAGGCCACUGGAUCUGGUUCGUAUCACUUCCCCCAGCACUCCUUCAACCCCUAUGGUACUCAAUUCGGUCCAUCUUAUGGGCAGCAGUCAAACCUGUCUUCAGGCAUGCAACAUCUACAGUACGCAUCGGAGCAUACGAUUCCAUCGAUGUCCACUUCGGAUGAUAUGAGACUCCACCAUCCUCCGCAGUACAUGGCCCAGUCUCGUUAUCUGCAGUCACCUAGGUAUCUUCCUCUUCGCGACGCUCUCAGUGAGACGGAUAUUGAGAGCCAAGAGUCUCGGAAUGAGAGCACCAUGCUAUCGGAGCCCGUGGUACCUCCUCUGGAUGGAUUUCCCGACGUGAAAGAGUUUGAUCAACUGAUGCAGAGCUACGUCGAUGACCUGUCAGUAAAGAAACAAGACAAGGCAUUGAUCCACGCGAGAAGAGCGCGGAAUAUCCGAACCGUCUUGAUCGAUCCAAAAGAUACAGCGGUCGAAUCUGCCCAAUUUCGGUUUUGGGUCAAGAAGAUGUUCAAGCUUCAAACCGUUGGCAUGGGAACUUUAGAUUGCCGGAAGAUGAUCUGCCAUGAGGGAAAACCCGUUGCAAUUCGCGAAAAACUGUUUAAAAUCCUCACCAAAGCGCAUCAGCAAUGUCAGCACGGCGGCCGCGACAAGACCUCUGCACACGUCCGGCGUAUCUAUUCAUGGGUCCCAAAAGAACUGAUUUCCCGAUUUGUCAAAAUCUGUCCGACAUGUCAGGUUCGUCGCGGAGGAUCACGUCUAACACCGCCCAACUCCCGGCGAGGAUCACCUCGUCUGGAUAUGAUACCUCGAUCUCCAAAACUUCCAUCGCCGCCGAUUUCUAGACGAGAAUCGUCAUUCGGUGGUCAAGUGGCCCUCGAUCGGACACAGCCCGACUAUUUUAGCCAAUUGCAUGGCCAUGGCUGGAUGGACGGUCAUCAAACUUUACAGAACCGUUCGGGCUUGGGUGCCGGAGUCCGAUCCUUCCAUGGACCGAUGGGUAAUCUCUCUCAGUCCAUCGCAGGCACCUUAGACCCCUUCUCCGCCGAAUUAUCGGUGCCUCCAUCUCAGUUGAGCUAUACGGCGGGGUAUGUCCCCACGCAUGGCACUCCAAACCAGCGAGAAUUUUAA
Messenger RNA from Penicillium cinerascens, 1233 nucleotides. RefSeq names its product integrase zinc binding domain-containing protein. The transcript is spliced from 5 exons. The coding region runs from base 1 to 1233 and encodes 410 amino acids. The record is from RefSeq and is a predicted model, not a curated record. NCBI's taxonomy places the organism in Eukaryota, Fungi, Ascomycota, Eurotiomycetes, Eurotiales, Aspergillaceae.